GAUGUCGGAGGCCAGUUUAUUCUGGCCACGGAGCAAGUUAACUUUUUGUGAUUUUACUUUUACAUAUUUAAAAUUUUUACUAAAUACUUAACACGGUUCAUAAAAAGAUGAGUAUGCGUGUUUGAGCGAAUCAGUUUUACAAUAGAUCUAGUCACAGUAUGCAUCUAGGUGUUCUGGCCACUGCAUCUCAUGCCAUUGCAACUGGAACACUGUUUUCUGUGUUUUACAAGCCCAGAACAAGCCGGUCAGAGUUUAUUGCGAGCGUCAACAAGUAUCUGGAAGCUCAGAGUCAUAAACUCUCUGUUGGGAUGAGAUUCAUAAUGAGAUUUGAGGGUGACGAAAUCCCCGAAAGAAGGUUCAGUGGGAAAAUUGUGGGUGUUGGAGAUAAUAAAUCAUCGGUAUGGCCUGAUUCCGAGUGGCGAUCCUUAAAGGUACAAUGGGACGAACCAUCGUCAAUUUUGCGCCCUGAUAGAGUUUCUUCAUGGGAAUUGGAGCCACAUGUCUCUACCACUCCUGCAAACCCGCAGCCAACACAAAGAAACAAGAGGGCACGGCCUCUUAUUGUACCUUCUACAGUGCCCGAUUCUUCUUUGCAAGGCAUGUGGAAAUAUCCCAUUGAAUCUACAACUUUCUCUUGUGAUCCUCAACAUAGACGUGGCCUCUAUCCAUCACCUAAGUUCAAUCCUUCUGCAACUAACUUUAUUGGUUUUAGUGGGAAUAGCUUUGUGGGACCUCCUUCCAACAAAUCAAUAUAUUUAUCUAAUAGGAUGGAAAAUUCCUUGGAAUCAAUUUCACCUAUAGCCCUUAAAGAAGCUGGAGAGAAGAGAAAAGACACUGGUAAUGGCUGUAGACUCUUUGGGAUUCAGCUACUAGAGAAUUCUAAAGCAGAAGGAAGUCUACAAACAGUCAAUUUGUCUGGAAGGCUGGGUGAUGAUAGGUUUGUUCCAUCUUUAGAUGGUGAAUCUGAUCAGCAGUCUGAGCCAUCAAAUGCCAAUCGAUGUGAUAUUCCUUCAGUAAGUUGUGAUGCUGAAAAAUCAUGCCUGUCUCCACAGGAGAUGCAAAGCAAGCAAAUAAGGAGUUGUACGAAGGUAGUAUGGAUUAGGUGGUUUAGCAUUUCUCUUCAACGAUCCAGAAAAAAGUGUACUGUUUUUGAGAUUAUAUAUUUAUUGCCAGAGUAUAGGGCGAUGAUAUUACUCACUUGUGAACUUGUGAAAUGCCAGAGUAUAGGACAAUGAUAUUACUCACUUGUGAACUUGUGAGAAUAAAACAGCUCCUUGAAGAGCUCAAUUUUUGUGAGAUGCAACAAAUGAACAUGUACUGUGUCUGACAACCAGGUAGUUAUUCACAUUACUUCCGAUCGUGUAUUUCAUGAGAGAACCAAUUAUACAGAGAUUGAAUGUCAUUUUAUUCAGAAGAAGUUGUUGUC
This is a messenger RNA of Vigna unguiculata (cowpea), 1426 nucleotides long. RefSeq names its product auxin response factor 1-like. NCBI's taxonomy places the organism in Eukaryota, Viridiplantae, Streptophyta, Magnoliopsida, Fabales, Fabaceae. Gene Ontology annotation, cellular component: nucleus. Gene Ontology annotation, biological process: regulation of DNA-templated transcription; response to hormone. Gene Ontology annotation, molecular function: DNA binding. The record is from RefSeq and is a predicted model, not a curated record.